AUGCCAUGGCCCGUGUUGCCAUGGUGGCCCAAAGCUUGGAACCCUUUCUCGCGCUGGACCUGGGCAAAUAGCUAUGACUAUGAGACCCUUCUAGAUUCUUUAGAAAAAGAGAUCCAGUCGACCGAGUCUACGCUGACCGAUAUUCGAGCACGCAAGCGUCGUGCGAUUCACAAUGUACUGCAAAUUAUGAUCACCCUUUGGAUCAUAUCAUUAAUUGUGUUGUGGGUCUUUUCGUCAUUUUUCUGGGGACGAGAAUGGGCGGCGUCGAGAUCAUUGGUUGUUGUGCUUUUGUUGCUGGGCACUCCCCUGUUCAUUGCGAUUCUGCAUCGAGUCGUGUCCAUCUGGUUCCGUCGCCUCGAACGAGCACAAGAGUCGCAUCUUGGCUUACUUCGGAAACAGAAGCGGGAAAAAAUCAAUGAGAUUAAGAAGGCAACAGACUUUGAUCAUCUACGCAGCCUUCUGGAUCGGUACGAUGACGAGAAGAAGCGUGAUCUAAAGUCGACUUCUACUGACGUAAAAGGCACCAACGUAAAGAAGCGCGCCUCUAUGUUUUCUCUCAGGAGAAAGCCAUCUAAAGACAAAUCGGCAAUGAGCCAAGGUACUGCAGAAUCGCGCGCCGAACAGCCAAAAGCGACGGAAGCGCUUGCGCCGCCUAUAACGGGUCUGCCUGUGUUGGGCGUUCCGAGCGCCCAAGCCCAUCUUGAAAACCCAUCACUACGCAAUGAGCCAUCUACACAGCAGUCAUAUCCGAGAGGCUGGAUGGACAAGGUGGCGGAUAUGAUUCUUGGCACCGAUCCGUACGGAGCCACGCCUGAAGACCAACAGUACGCCCUUAUUUGCAGGCACUGUUUCCACCAUAAUGGCCUCGUUCCAAAGAACGAGCUUCAUGAAACCCAGUACAUAUGCCCCUAUUGUUUCACUUUCAACUCACGCAGACCGUCGAGUCGGCCAGUGUCUUCACCGUUCGCUCCCGUUCGUCAAGACUCUAGCUUUUCAGACCAAGCUGAGCCUCUCCAGAGUCAUGAUGACACAUCAGCUCCUGAGACGGUGAACGAAGAAGGGCCUGCGCUGCGGCGCAGUAGUCGUCUACGAGAGCAGCUGCUAUCCCCUGACGACGAGUACGACGAGGGUGCGCACACCGACGACAUGCAGCUCGAUGAAUAG
Malassezia restricta is the source of this 1164-nucleotide messenger RNA. RefSeq lists its product as uncharacterized. Lineage: Eukaryota; Fungi; Basidiomycota; Malasseziomycetes; Malasseziales; Malasseziaceae. Bases 1 to 1164 code for a protein of 387 amino acids. Gene Ontology annotation, biological process: endoplasmic reticulum tubular network organization. Gene Ontology annotation, cellular component: endoplasmic reticulum tubular network. The record is from RefSeq and is a predicted model, not a curated record. The transcript has a single exon.